AGUUGUGAUGUCACUAAUCAUGCUAGUAGGCCCACCACUUAAACUCAGAUCAUCAGUGCACACAGAGAAACUUCAACAGCUGAAUGUGAAAACAGACUUCUAGUGUCAAACUCUGCACAGUGAAGCUCAGACAUCCAACUGAAGGAACAAGAAGAAAAACAAUGAAGGGAGACUUUGAUUUUUUAAACAUCCCCUGCUGCUCAUUUAAUCAACUCUCCACCUUCACAGUCAUCCUCACGCCAGCCUCUCUCUCCUCCUCCUCCUCUGCACACUCAGGUCAACUCUGUGGAAAGUGUGUGAGGAGCUUUUAAGCGGAAAAGUUACACUGAAUCAUCAGAAGGAAGCGUGUUUCUCCGCAAGUCCUGCUACUUUUGUUCAUACUGGCCCUGCACGGAUUUUCACUUUGCUGUCGACUGAAUUGACUGUGAACGACUGGUAAAUGGAGUCAUCUCUUGAGCUUUCCAACUCUCUGGGCAGCGUGUCCUCACUGCUGACCCGUUGCCGGAUCUUUAAGGUGCUUGUGAUUGGAGACUCCGGGGUGGGGAAGACCUGCCUCACGCACCGGCUCUGCGCCGGAGCCUUCCCCAGCAGAGUAGAGGCCACCAUCGGGGUGGACUUCCGCGAGAGACUGCUUGAUAUUGAUGGAGAGAAGAUUAAGCUCCAGCUGUGGGACACAGCAGGACAGGAGCGCUUCCGUAAGUCCAUGGUGCAGCACUACUACCGUAACGUCCACGCGGUGCUCUUCAUAUAUGAUGUCACCUGCCCUACCAGCUUCAACGACCUCGCUGCCUGGGUUGAAGAGUGCAGGCAGAACUCCAUCGGCCAGGAAAUCCCCAGGUUCCUGGUGGGGAAUAAGAGUGACCUCCGUGACCGUAACAGGGCUGAUGGCCAGGUGAGCCAAGAGCGGGCGAUGAGCUUUGCCAAGACCCACAGCAUGAUGUUUUUUGAGACGUCUGCCAAGAACCCGCCAAACAAACAUGUAAACGGACGACGAGGCGAUGGGCAGGCGCUGUAUCAGCAGGAUAAUGUUGAGGACAUAGUCAUUGCUGUUGGUGCCAAACUGAAGAGACAGAAGAAAGUCUUGGCAGCAAACGCUCCGGCGUACAGCGGUUCUUUUAAAGUCCCGAACAAAAAAAGACCAGAGAAAGAGCUGUGGACUUGCUGCUGAGAGAGACAGAGGGGCCUGUUGGCCUGUUCACUUGGAAGAAUGAGACUUUUUAGCUCCUUAUAUGAGAGUGUGAUUGUGUGACAGAGAAUAUAUUUGCAUAAUGUUCAACUUUGACCAAAGACGAGGAUCAGGAAUGCAGAAAUUUUACAUCUGAAAUACAGGUGCCACACAGAACUUUAAUAUUCAUACUCUUGAAUAUUGGACAUGUUCAUCUUAGAAAUCUUGUGUAUAACUGUGAUCCUAUUGUUUACAAUAGCUGCAAAAUAAAAGACUGUGAACGUAGACAUUA
Molecule: messenger RNA, 1457 nt
Organism: Thunnus maccoyii (southern bluefin tuna)
Lineage: Eukaryota; Metazoa; Chordata; Actinopteri; Scombriformes; Scombridae
Product: ras-related protein Rab-33B-like
Exons: 3
Coding region: 440-1168 (242 amino acids)
Biological process (GO): Rab protein signal transduction
Cellular component (GO): endosome; Golgi apparatus
Molecular function (GO): GTP binding; GTPase activity
Source: RefSeq, a predicted model, not a curated record